AUGCCCGACACUGAUGUGCUGGAACUAACGGGAAUCCUCAGCAUCUACGCCAUACUGAGGAAAAAUCACCUGGUGCGCAUGGACGACGAGCGACUACCUAAACGACUCUUCUACGGAGACGUCGCGACGGGUUCUUGCCGUCCAGGAGGCCAGAUUCGCCGUUACAUGGAUACCCUGAAGUCCUCUCUGAAACGCCUGUAAAUCAAUCCCACCAACUGGGAGGAGCUCGCACUCGAUCGACCGACCUGGAGGAGGACAGUGAAGACAGACGCUGCGAUCUGCGAUGCCAACCGCAUCGCUGCCGCGAAAGCGAAACGUGAAGCCCGCAAAUCACAACUUCGCCCAGUACGCAACGCCGCCUCACAACCGCUUCCAACGUGUCCUCGAUGUCAACGGACGUUCCCGCCUCGAAUCGGACUUGUUGGACAUCUUCGGAUUAACUGCGCCUCAAGAACGGCACCAACCAUCGUCUCCCCGGCCGCCUCUUCCUGCUCAUCUCCGCCGCCAACUAACACUGACUAUUCUUCUGAACCACCACUCCCACCCUCCUCCCCAUCCUCCUCCUCCUCCUCCUCCUCCUCCUCCUCCCACUCCUUCUUCCUCUUCCUCUCCUCCUCCUCCUCCCUCUCCUCCUCCACCACUGUCCCAACGGUGGCCGCUCAGGCGGCCGUCUCGCACAUCACCAACCGCGACACAAAAACAGACACCACUCCCACCUCUCUCGACUCCAGCGAUGAGGAUCAGGACAACACCUGCCCUCACUGCGACCGCACCUUCACCUCACACAACGGCCUGGUCGGUCACUUGCGAAUCUAUCGCACAGAGACUGGCGAACCAGUGCCUGGAGCACCAACCUACAUCCACCGCACUCGCCUCCACUGCCCAAACUGCCCUCGCACCUUCACGCACCGCAUGUGUCUAUUCGGCCACAUGCGCAUUCACGAGAGCGGAAUUGACCACAAUUCUGACACACCCAUCAGGCCCAGCACUACCCUCGCUCCAUCACCAUAUGCGCCCAUCAGCACCACCACCACAAUCACCACCACCACCGCUUCCUUUACAGCUUAA
Molecule: messenger RNA, 1068 nt
Organism: Spirometra erinaceieuropaei
Lineage: Eukaryota; Metazoa; Platyhelminthes; Cestoda; Diphyllobothriidea; Diphyllobothriidae
Source: the annotation of a GenBank genome assembly